CGCAUCGAAGGGUCGCACCUAUUCCCUUAUUCCCCUAUUCCCUGAGCAACCGAUCGCAGGGAGAAUCCCUCGGUUUGGGCCGCGUGCUCGGGGGUGCGCACGCGUGUACUCGCGCACGCGCUAAAAAUUCCCUGAUAACGGCGGGCGUCCCGACGUCCUCAGUACUGGCUGGAACGCCGUAACGUCGUCACGCGUUCACCGAUCCUUUCAAUCGUUAAUUGGUCUAUAUUUACCGAUCGCUUCUAUCGACGCAAAAAGUCUUGACGACCGAUUCGAUCGCUGCAGAAUGAGAUGCCGAUUUUCCGUAGACGCGAGAACCGCGACUACGAGACCCCCGCGAUUUCAGCGCCUCGUGACACCGACUAGCCGUUCAAGGCCAAACGAUAACACGUUCGUUCGCACGAUCGACGAAUAAUCGAAGGAUAAUAACGCGAGGAUUCGUCGAAUUGGCAUAAUCGGUAGUCGAGGAGUAAACGCGAGGAUUUGUUAAGUUUCCUUGGAAUAUUGGAGGAUAAUAACGCGAGGACUUGUAAAAAUUGCAAGGUCGUGAAAUAAUCGGAGGACUCGAGAAAUUUUCACGAGCGACUAACGAGUGGAGAAUAACGCGAGGAUCUAUCGAAAUUCUCUAAUUCGUUGCCUUAUCAAAUUUCCCUUGGCAAAUUCUACUUCUGGUUCAACUGUUAAUCCAUCGGACCCAUCGGGGAUCAAGAGUCGCUCGAGAUGCGCGCCUCUUCGCGGGAAAGACGGUGUCCCUAUUCAAGUUUCGCCUGGAUGAGUUAACGCGCUUGGAUGCUCGUGAAACCUACGUAAACAGUCUUCGUGGAAAGAUAACGAUCGACGGGGCGAUCGAUACAACCCUUAAAUAGGAAAAACGCAAAGAAAAUUGUAUCCUCGAUCCGCGAUGAGGACAUAGUGACGCGCCGAGGAUCGUUUCCAGCGAGGGAUCCUGCAGAAACGAGCGAUCCGUCGAAGCCGACCAUGAUGAUGCUUCUUCUGCUACUGUCGCUGCUACCUCCGCGGGUACCUGCCUCCGAAUUGUACUUUCCACAGUCGGAUUUGAGCUUGAGGCUUCCGCAGUUGACGCGAAACGAUGAUAGAUCGUCUUGGAACGUGAAAUUGCUGGAGCUGAGGACUCUCAGGAACGACUCGUCGGAACCAAAGAACGUCAGCUACCGCGUCACCGUGCCCCGCGAGGAAAUUGCCACUAUAGAUCCUGAAACGAACAGUCUGUUAUUUCAAGGCUCACCCAAAGAAGGCGAGUCCGAAUACGACACGGUCGUGGUCGUGGCGAAGGAAAACGGGGCCAGAAACGAGGCUGUCCUGGAGAUCAAAGUUCAACCGAUUCGCGUAGACGGGAAGCAAAUUAAUUGCACGAAUCAUGUUCAGGACAUGUGCUUCUGGAACUCGUCGAGAUACAAGAUUUACGAAAACCAACCGGUCACUAUGAUCGGUUCCUUCGGGCCUGCGGCUUACGCUGAGAUUUGCCCUACUUUUCGCAUCACCGACUACAAGCUGCUGAACGGCACGGAGUUCUUUCACGUGGUGAACCAUACGCUGUUCGCGAACGCAUCCUUGGACAGGGACGCGUGGGGUCCGCCAGGAGGUCCAGGGCCACGCGUCAGCAUUCAAGUUCAGUGCAUAGUCUGGGAAGAAAUCACCGGGGCACAGCACGCUCCCAUCAAAGUCCUGGACGUGGACAUCCUGGAUCAGGACGACAACGCGCCCGUAGUUCAAGGGAACAACUCCGACAUCGUCCUAACUCUUCCAAAAUUCACCGCGGCCGAGCAGUUUGUGAACAAGAUCGACUUGAUAGUGAGGGAUGCGGACACCAUGAGCAGCAAUCGUUACGUCAUCCGCAUCCUCGGGGACACGCACGAUGCUCUGACCGUCACCUACGAGCCUAUGUCCAUCGCGAAGUCCACGGAAGUCCCUUACACGGCGAUAGUUCCAAGAUUUUCGGUUAAAACCACUCUGCUACCAAGGUCACCUUAUCGCGUGACGCUUCGAGUGGAGGACGCGUCUCUUCUCCCAGGAUACGGCGAGAAUACGUUGAACGUCACGUUGACCGUCUACGGGCCGGAUCACCAAAUUUCGACGACGACGACCGUGUCCUCCGUAUCGAGCAGACAGCAAUUAUCCUAUCCUUCGAGUGUGAAAGUCGCUCGGCUGGCUUCUCGUUACUCGCGAGUCGCGAAACCGUCGGGCGAGCUGCACCCUUCUGUAAACUUCAGCAUCCACGGCUCGAACGCUUUCGGCGUCACGCAGAAAGGUGGCAUCGUCUACGUGACCGACGAGAAUCUCCUCAGGACGCAGCCAGCGAACCUCACUCUGAGGAUCAAGUGGAGCGGAAAGGAUCGCGCGGUGAUGUCUUCGAAGAUAAGGAUCGGCUUGACGAACGCGUCAGCCUCGAAGGUCGACGCUUGCAAUCACACCAAGUCCGGACGAUUGCAUUCAUGCGCCAACGCGGAAACGCCGGAGGACUGCGAAUCCAGCUGCGGUGUCGCCAGCGGACUUUUCAGCAAGGGCAACUUUAACGGGCGUUGUAUGUGGAGGUGGAACAAUCGGUCCGAGUUCGCCACGAUGUCUGAUCAUUACCCGACUUGUUCCCCUGACUUGACGCACUGCCCGGACAACCACUGCGACCAGCUCGAGCAACUCGACCCCCGCAUUUGCCCUCAGGAUUGCACGGAAUUGGACGUGCAUUGGGCCAACAUGAACAAAGAUGGCCGUGGGAUCGAGAGCGGUGUGGGGACCUGCAAGUGCGACGAUAUGCUGCAAUGCACCUGCAACGUGGAUGGUUUCUCCGCGCGAAACGACAACCACGGCAAAGGCAAUAAAAAUGGGACGGACGGUAAAUUGCGAGACCGAGAAAACGAAGUUCUCGUGCCAGACGCACGAAAAGCAUCCAGUGGUCCCUGCGGUCCUUUCUGCAUGGUAGGCCUGAUCGGUGGCAGCUUCUUUCUGCUGAUCGUGAUCGUUGGCUCCUUCGUCACUUCGAGAUACAGAAUGGCUGCGAAAGGAACACGCAGGGAUAGCAAGCGAAAGGCAGCGAACGGAGACGCAAACGGAGUUGCCAUACUGCCAUCCGAUUACAUCGAUCGAGGCGAUGGACUGCUGAUCGGCCUGGACACCUUCACCGCCGCCAAUCGUCACUUUUUCAUUCCUAAGAGCUGUCCUCCGGAUCCGAAAUGGGAAUUCCCAAGGUCGCGGUUGACCAUCGAGCAAGUUCUGGGCGAAGGAGAAUUCGGUCGCGUUUUGCGGGCCAAAGCUAUCGACAUCGGAGGAACGUCAGGCCCGACGACUGUCGCAGUCAAGACUCUAAAGGAGAACGCGUGCGCCUCGGAGCUCGCCGAUUUGCUCUCGGAGUAUCAGCUCCUGAAGGAGGCCCAGCAUCCCAACGUGAUCAGACUACUAGGUGCUUGCACCAGCCCUGGAGCCCCGGUCUACCUCAUCAUCGAGUUCGCAGAGUUUGGAUCUUUGCGAAAUUACUUAAGACGCAGCCGUCACUUGGAAUCCGAGGGGAGGUCCGGUGGAUGCUCCUCGUUGUCCAACCUUGGCGAGGAAUCGCGAAAUAUGGACUUUACGUCGGCGUACACUGUCACGCCUCGAGACAUACUCUCGUUCGCCUGGCAGAUCAGCAAGGGAAUGGCCUAUCUCGCAGACAUUAAGCUGGUUCACAGAGAUCUCGCUGCCAGGAACGUUUUAUUAGCGGCAGGAAAAGUCUGCAAGAUCUCCGAUUUCGGGCUGACGCGCGACGUGUACGAAGAUGACGCCUAUUUGAAACGCAGCAAAGGACGAGUACCCGUGAAAUGGAUGGCGCCAGAAUCCCUGGCCGAUCACGUGUACACCAGCAAGUCCGACGUGUGGAGCUUCGGAGUUCUCCUCUGGGAACUGGUCACUUUGGGCGCCUCUCCCUAUCCUGGCGUCGACGUACACAAUCUCUACAACUUACUCAAGGCUGGAUACCGUAUGGAGAGACCAGCGAAUUGCUCGCAACAUUUGUACAAGCUGAUGGUGUCGUGCUGGCACCAAGAACCCGGAAUGAGGCCGUCUUUCAAAGAGCUCACCACUCACUGGGAGAAAAUGUUGGAAGACAGCGUCGAAUACUUGGAUCUGAAUCCGAGAACCGUCCACAAUCAGGCCUACUUCGCCUCCCUUCAUGCCUUGGACAGUCCAAGCAUUCCCAAACAUUUUUACGUAACAGGUUCCGGCAACGACGAGACGGACAACGUCAACGUCGAUACGUUCAGGAACGACGUCGUCAACUACCUGAAGAAGCCGUCUUCCGAUACAGUGACAAAGUGCGACAACGUCGACAAGCUUCAUACCCUGUGGCAGGAACCUAUAGCGUCCUUUCCCGAUGAUUCUGUCAAGUUGUCAUACGUAAACGAUCUGUCGCCGAGUAUGCGUGCGAAUCACUAUGAAAGCCCUAUUAAAUUCAGAAACGCGAGCGUUACCAGCGACAGCGAGAACGACCUGGUGACGCCGACGAACGAACGGCCGCAGUCCUACAUCGACAUGGAGGGGAAGAAGUCCUUCGAGUCCGAAGACCUCCUCGUCUUCGCCAAUGUAAACGGCGACGACGACAGAGGCGAAGGCAACUGAAGAGUCUGCGAGGAAAAUUCGGGGAUGAAAACCGACGAAAUUCGCCAAAGAAAUUAGCUAGAAGCUACUUUCGCAUGAGCGAAAAGAAUCGCUGCGUUGUGCCUGCGUCGAAUUCACGAUUCGAAGGAAUUGAAUGACGCGAUACCCGUGGCAGGAUAAUAACCGAUAUCGCGUUGUAUUUCUACGCCUAUUUUUAUGUAUAAAGCAUCGGGACCUAUAUCGAAUAUAUAGGAAAAGUACUUGUAUCACGUCUACUUAGAUCUAUCUAAUCCAUUUCGAUGCAAAUAGCACGCCUUUGUACUCUGAUACUUUUAUCGUCGGACACACGCGCACGAUAGAACGCGCAAGAAAUCAACUCGUGCGGAUAAAUUAUUGCGAACGAUCGAAUAGUUCGCUGAUUCUCGCGCUUUCGUCGUUUACGAGUAGCUUAAUUUAUACGGAAUCAACGCAAAGUUGUGAAACGUUUUCACGUCGAUUGUUUUCGAGUAACUUUGCACGCGUCUCUGUUAGUUACUUAAUCUUCCAACAUUGUUUACAGCUAUGCGAGAAAUUUGGUCUAGAAAGAAAAUCGUAAGAACUAGAGAAUUGAAUUUAAAUCAUUAAACGUUUAAGCUUCCAAUUGAAUAAAAUGCACCUCGCGCACGUGCUUCCCGCUUUCGCGUACACGCUGGAACAGAGGUUCGCGGCGUUGGAUAACAGAAACCGAAGACAGAGAUUCGAUAACCGUCGAUGCGCUAAUUUAAAUACGACUGUAUCGGUCAAUUUAAUCAUAUCCAAAGAAGACUGCGUUUCCAUACCUCGUCGAAUAAAUACGUCCCUUUUUGUAUUUAUGUAUAAAGCAGAGCAUUCCAUUACAUUAGUUAGUUAUUCGUUUAUCGUGCAAAUUGUACACGUACAAGUUCAGUUUGUAUCGUGUUCUAUACUUACUUUUCAAGAGUUGACUAGUUUUAGCGAAGACGCAUACCGUGAACGUAACUGUUAUCGUGCCAUCGUUAUUUUCUUGUACCUAAGAUAUAUAUAUAUAUAUAUACACACACAUACACACAUACACACACAAUAAAUUCAUCAAAGGAACAA
Hylaeus anthracinus is the source of this 5682-nucleotide messenger RNA. RefSeq names its product proto-oncogene tyrosine-protein kinase receptor Ret (gene Ret). Gene Ontology annotation, molecular function: ATP binding; transmembrane receptor protein tyrosine kinase activity. NCBI's taxonomy places the organism in Eukaryota, Metazoa, Arthropoda, Insecta, Hymenoptera, Colletidae. Gene Ontology annotation, biological process: protein phosphorylation; multicellular organism development; cell surface receptor protein tyrosine kinase signaling pathway. The record is from RefSeq and is a predicted model, not a curated record. Gene Ontology annotation, cellular component: signaling receptor complex; axon. The transcript is spliced from 19 exons. Bases 979 to 4605 code for a protein of 1208 amino acids.